Molecule: messenger RNA, 705 nt
Organism: Rattus rattus (black rat)
Lineage: Eukaryota; Metazoa; Chordata; Mammalia; Rodentia; Muridae
Gene: Ankrd60
Product: ankyrin repeat domain 60
Exons: 4
Coding region: 16-705 (229 amino acids)
Molecular function (GO): protein binding
Source: RefSeq, a predicted model, not a curated record
AACUGCCGCAGUGACAUGACGGUGCGGGAGCUCAAAGAAGAGCUAGACCUGAUGGUCGGCAUCCCCUUCAACCUGCAGCGGCUGCAUUUCCUGGACCAAGGAAUUUUGAUGGAUGACGCCACACUCAAGUUCUAUGAUGUCAUUCCGGGAGCUAUUAUUUCACUAUGCAUCUGGCACUAUGAUGGUUGGACGGAACUGGUUUUGGCCGCCGUGGAAGGGGACCCCAGUAAGAUGUCAUGUCUUGGUAUCAGUGAGGACACCUUCUACCGGACAGCAAACUCACAGUACUUUAAGGGGGAGCAGUGGAAGCAGUGGACCGCCCAGAGGGCGUUUGUGGCCUUGUACGUCUCUGCUCACAGAGGUCACGUGGAUGCCGUGCAGUAUCUUCUAGAACUUGGAGCGAACUGCCUGGCCAAAUCACCCCUGGGCAGGACACCCCUGCACGUGGUCGCAGCCAUGGGCAGAACAGAAUGCAUCCAGCCCUUACUGGAACAUGGCGCCUCCAUCCACGAAAGAGACUUGAAGAGCGAAACGCCUGUCACCAUCGCGAGGCGCCUGAAGCGGGUGAAUUUCGAGCGCAAGAUGUUCAUUCUCUACUGGAUGAUCAAGUCUGGGACCAAGGACCCUGACUUAGUAUCGAGGGAUGCUUCAGAGAAACACAACCCCGGGGUCAUGGCAAGGAAGACCUCAGUGUUGAUCUCCUGA